Eucalyptus grandis is the source of this 2749-nucleotide messenger RNA. RefSeq names its product phosphatidylinositol 4-phosphate 5-kinase 9. Gene Ontology annotation, biological process: phosphatidylinositol metabolic process. Gene Ontology annotation, molecular function: ATP binding; 1-phosphatidylinositol-4-phosphate 5-kinase activity. The record is from RefSeq and is a predicted model, not a curated record. NCBI's taxonomy places the organism in Eukaryota, Viridiplantae, Streptophyta, Magnoliopsida, Myrtales, Myrtaceae.
AUGUCAGGACCUGUGGUCACUGCUGCUAAUGCUGAAGGGGCACUUUCUUCCACAGACAGAACAAGAUCUCUUGAUACAACUUUAUUCAAUGACAAUCAAUGCCUAUCCAUGUCAUUUAAUGGCGAAACAGAGUCUGCCAGAUUCACAGUUGGGAAUCUCUCGCUUCCUAAUGGGGAAUCCUAUUCCGGGUCAUUGCUUGGCAAUGCACCUGAGGGCUUUGGGACAUAUGUCUGGUCGGAUGGGUGCAUCUAUGAGGGUGACUGGAGACGUGGGAUGAGGCAUGGGAAUGGAAAGAUCAGCUGGCCUUCUGGAACUGUUUAUGAAGGGGAGUUCUCUGGCGGAUAUAUACACGGGGAAGGGACAUAUAUUGGCAUUGAAAAGUUGACAUAUAAGGGACGGUGGAGGUUAAAUUUGAAACACGGGUUGGGAUACCAUUUUCCCAAUGGAGAUGUAUUUGAGGGCUCUUGGAUCCAGGGAAUGGCCGAAGGGCCUGGUAAAUAUUCUUGGGCUAAUGGGAAUGUAUAUUUUGGGAACAUGAAAGGUGGCAAGAUGUCUGGUAAGGGAACUCUUACAUGGGUAAAUGGCAAUUUGUUUGAAGGAAGCUGGUUGAAUGGCAUGAUGCAUGGAUUUGGAGUUUACACUUGGAAUGACGGCGGUUGCUAUGUCGGGACAUGGACACGAGGCUUGAAGGAUGGGAAAGGAUCUUUCUAUCCUAAAGGAAGUCGGUUUCCACCUGUUCAGGAACUUUACCUAAAUGCCAUGAGGAAAAGAGGGUUGCUUCCGGAUAUGAAGAAGCCGAAUCACUCACAUAUCCAUCAUGCUUCAUCUGUGGACAUGGGGCACAUGAAAGUCGGUGGGGACUGGGGGGUCCAUCGACAUUCGUCCUCCGACAAAAUGUCCAAGGGUAAUCUCCUUAAUCUGGAACAGUCUCGAGGGAGUAAUGUUUCCCUACAAAGGCGCUGGAGUCUCGAGGUAUCAAUCGAAAAAGUAAUCGGACAUGAUUCCUCAUUGGGGUCAUCUGAAUCUUUCUUAGAUGGAGGCGAAGAGGCUGAGGCAGACAUCCCUAUAUUGGAAAGGGAGUAUAUGCAAGGUGUUUUGAUCAGCGAGGUUGUGUUGGAUAACAAGUUCUCGCCUUCAUCUAGGAGAGCAAGACGGCGGCAAAAGAAGUUUGCCAAAGAGGCUAUAAUGCUAGGAGAAGCAAUCUUUAAGGGCCAUAGGAGCUAUGAUCUGAUGCUCAGUCUGCAGCUUGGUAUCAGGUACACUGUGGGGAAAAUCACGCCAAUACAGAAACGGGAAGUUCGAGCAUCUGAUUUUGGUCCAAGGGCAAGCUUUUGGAUGAACUUUCCUAGAGAAGGCUCCCAACUGACACCACCUCACCAGUCUGAAGAUUUCAAGUGGAAGGACUAUUGUCCUAUGGUUUUCAGGAAUUUGAGAGAGAUGUUCAAAAUUGACGCUGCUGAUUAUAUGAUCUCCAUUUGUGGAAAUGAUGCCUUGAGGGAGCUUUCUUCACCUGGCAAGAGCGGUAGUGUUUUUUUCUUGUCUCAAGACGACCGGUUUAUGAUUAAGACCCUUCGGAAAUCCGAAGUGAAGGUUCUGUUGAGAAUGCUUCCAAACUACUAUCAUCACGUGCAGACAUAUGAUAAUACGCUUAUUACAAAAUUCUUUGGUCUUCAUAGGAUUAAGCCAUCAAGCGGUCAAAAGUUUCGCUUUGUAGUGAUGGGAAACAUGUUCUGCACAGAGUUGAGGAUCCAUCGAAGAUUUGAUCUGAAAGGGUCUUCGCUUGGGCGUUCUGCAGAUAAAGUUGAAAUAGAUGAAAACACAAUACUUAAAGAUUUGGACCUAAAUUACUGUUUCUACUUGCAACCUUCUUGGCAGGAGGCUUUAAUGCAGCAGAUAGAGAUUGAUGCCAAAUUCUUGGAAGCGCAGCACAUAAUGGAUUAUAGCCUUUUGUUAGGUGUACAUUAUCGAGCUCCACAGCACCUACGUCCUAACGUCUCUUAUAAUCAAGGAAUGACAGCAGAUGGGUUGGGAAUUCUUGCUGAGGAAGAUACUCUAGAGGAUGAAAGGUACCCGCAAGGCCUGGUUUUGGUCCCUCGUGGGACAGAAGAUGAUAGUAUAGUAGUGGGUCCUCAUAUUAGAGGUAGCCGGUUGCGGGCAUCAUCCGCUGCUGGUGAUGAGGAGGUGGAUCUCCUACUUCCUGGUACAGCAAGACUCCAAAUUCAGCUCGGAGUCAACAUGCCUGCAAGGGCAGAGCAAAUUCCAGGAAAAGAGGAGAAGCAAAUGUUUCAUGAAGCGUAUGAUGUUGUCCUCUACCUGGGAAUCAUCGAUAUACUGCAGGAGUACAAUAUGAGCAAGAAGAUUGAGCAUGCUUACAAGUCCCUCCAGUUCGAUUCCUUGUCCAUCUCUGCGGUGGACCCAAGGUUCUACUCCCAUCGCUUCCUUGAGUUCAUCAAGAAGGUCUUCCCUCCGAAUGCCACUGCUUAGACAUGUUGAGGGGAUGCAAGCAUGACUUGUCGGAUGUACUCUUGGAUAUGAUAGACCGUAAAUGUGGUGAGGUUCACCGGUACAUUCCCGAGCUUCUUUGUGAAAUUUCUGUUUAUAACUACUGGGAACCAAAAGGCCAUUUUGGCUGCCACAAGCAGAGUUCUUUUUCUUUCUUUGUCAUUAAUUUUUUCCCUCCCCUUUACCUGACAGAGACUUCUUUUCUACCGUCACCUUUGGGAGAAAAAUCAGUGACAUAUUUACAUUC